Ogataea philodendri is the source of this 1041-nucleotide messenger RNA. RefSeq lists its product as uncharacterized. The record is from RefSeq and is a predicted model, not a curated record. The coding region runs from base 1 to 1041 and encodes 346 amino acids. Lineage: Eukaryota; Fungi; Ascomycota; Pichiomycetes; Pichiales; Pichiaceae. The transcript has a single exon.
AUGCCUGUCAGCGACAAUAUCUCGUUCGAGACAAGAAUAACAUUCAGGUCGUACUUGUCCUCGUUUUCCGGCUUCCAGCCCUGCAAUAUCAGCGUCACUUCGGUGAGUCCCCUGGUGAUUCUAACAAAACUGCCUGUGCUCCAGCCCGUUAUAGACAAUAUCUGCGGCGAAACGUACACGAUGGCCGACUGUUUCAGUUCUGUUUGCGAAGGCCUCAAAAUAAACUCGGUGGGAAGCUUUGGGAGCUUCGCUUUGGGCGAUUCCCCGUCAGAACCGCUCUUCUUGGUAGAAGAAGCCUUAGGAGCCAUGUUAGAUAAAUUUUUUAUAGCACAGCCCAAAUAUUAUCUUAAAUUUUCAAUGUUCCGAAGGGCCUACAACAGUCUUGUUCCGUCGUUUGUGACGGAACGACAUCAACCCAGAUUGCCGCUGAAAACGAAGUUUGCAACUGAUAUGGCAUUCAGGCGAGUUGCUGAGUCGAGAAUCAACAUUUUGCGCCAAAUAAUACCCCAACAGUACAUGCUUGACAAUCACUUACUAUAUCGAGCCAGCUAUUUCUCUGAGAACGACCCGUUAAAAACACGGUUUUCUGACAAAUGGGGAGCCGACGUGCGGAUGGAUCUUCAGAGCGUGGAGACACUGGGACGCGCGUUGUUGAAAAAACAAAUACAUGUAUAUUUAUUCCAGCAGGCCAUGAAGUCGGGCAUCGACGCGAACGACUAUCUGAGCCAGCCAUCCAAAGAAACACGCAACAUGCACUCGAUGCUUUUCCGCAAACGAUUUAUAGACCAAUUUCUACGGGAUCUCGAGGUCGAUUUCAAAUUAGAUAGAGUGGAGGCAGAAGACCGCAUAAUCAAGCUGGAGCAGUCCACAAGAGCAAAGCUGCUAUUCUACUUAAUUGCGUUUGUGCACUACCAGCACGGGCCGGCCAAGUGCCGCGAGUUUGUGGACGAGUUUGUGAUCCUGGGCCGAUUGACCGAGAACUAUUCACAUAAAGGACUGUUGGAGCUGUCUUCCGAGUUCAAACCAAAGUUCUCGUAUUAG